Papaver somniferum (opium poppy) is the source of this 406-nucleotide messenger RNA. Its product is annotated as 40S ribosomal protein S26-like. The coding region runs from base 80 to 406 and encodes 108 amino acids. The transcript is spliced from 5 exons. Gene Ontology annotation, molecular function: structural constituent of ribosome; mRNA binding. Gene Ontology annotation, cellular component: ribosome; cytosolic small ribosomal subunit. The record is from RefSeq and is a predicted model, not a curated record. Lineage: Eukaryota; Viridiplantae; Streptophyta; Magnoliopsida; Ranunculales; Papaveraceae. Gene Ontology annotation, biological process: translation.
CGGAGAGAUUUCUCAAGUUGAGCUUCAUAGGAAGAAGAAGAAGCGGCUGCAAAUCACAACAUGACGUUUAAGCGAAGGAAUGGUGGUCGUAACAAACAUGGCCGUGGUCAUGUUAACUUCAUCCGUUGUUCAAACUGUGGAUAAGGCAAUCAAGAGAUUUUUGGUGAGGAACAUCGUUGAACAAGCUGCUGUUAGAGAUGUUCAGGAAGCUUGUGUCUAUGAUGGAUACACUUUGCCUAAAUUGUACGCCAAGAUGCUUUACUGUGUGUCCUGUGCUAUUCAUUCUCAUGUGGUGAGAGUUCGUUCUAGAGAGAAGAUGAGGAACCGUGACCCACCUCAACGUUUCAACCGUCGGCUGUACUUUCUUGUGUCGGUAACGAAGAGUUUGUCUCAUAGUUUUGCGUGA